Colletotrichum lupini is the source of this 393-nucleotide messenger RNA. RefSeq lists its product as uncharacterized. The record is from RefSeq and is a predicted model, not a curated record. Lineage: Eukaryota; Fungi; Ascomycota; Sordariomycetes; Glomerellales; Glomerellaceae. The coding region runs from base 1 to 393 and encodes 130 amino acids. The transcript has 5 exons.
AUGCAUUUCAGCUCCUUCAUCGCCUGCCUUGUUUUGGCACCCCUGGCUCUGGCCAUCCCAGCUGAGUUGCCUUCUGCGGAAGGUGCUUUGGCCCUGAGAGCUGCUGAGAACAUUGAGAUCCCGAAGGACCUCCCUGAUGAUUGGAAAACUGCCCUCGAGGCUUACUUCAAAGACACCGAUUUGGACCUUGAGAACAGAGAUCUCGACAAGAGGAGCAACGUGCCGUUCAUGCACUGUGGCUGGCGUCGCUUUUUUAGUGGUGUCACCUGCAUGUGGGCGAUCGCUGCUCGCGGACUCGAUGUGAAGGAAGAUUCCAAAUGCUCAGCCGCUGUUGUAGCCACCAUUUUGUCAGCUUCAAACAACUGCAAGCUGUGUGUCAAUGGUCACCUCUGA